This is a messenger RNA of Protopterus annectens (West African lungfish), 1745 nucleotides long. RefSeq names its product SIX homeobox 1 (gene SIX1). Gene Ontology annotation, cellular component: transcription regulator complex; nucleus. The transcript is spliced from 2 exons. Gene Ontology annotation, molecular function: RNA polymerase II cis-regulatory region sequence-specific DNA binding; DNA-binding transcription factor activity, RNA polymerase II-specific. The coding region runs from base 347 to 1201 and encodes 284 amino acids. Gene Ontology annotation, biological process: regulation of transcription by RNA polymerase II. NCBI's taxonomy places the organism in Eukaryota, Metazoa, Chordata, Ceratodontiformes, Protopteridae. The record is from RefSeq and is a predicted model, not a curated record.
AACCCCUGCAGGGCAGGGAGACACAAACUUUGCUUGGCUUCUAUCUCCCUCCCUCCCUCUCCCUAUUUCGCUCGCUCUGUGUCCGUCUUGGCAGAGAAGGCAGUAGCAACAGCCAAUCACAGCCGCCUGUUUUUUUUUCCCUUUAAGACUUACAAGGAAUAGAAACAACUUACACCAAGCACUUUAAACCUCACAAACUUGUUACUCGUACUGGAAUCUUGCUGUUUUGGUGCAUCACGCUGGAUUUCUCAGAGGCUCCUUGGCUCUCCAGCUCCCCUUUAGAUUGUGCCUGUUGCGUAGCGGAGUUCUCUGGCUGGCCUGUGCACGUUGAAGCUGCAGUGGAGAGAUGUCGAUGUUGCCUUCAUUUGGCUUCACACAGGAACAAGUGGCCUGCGUUUGUGAAGUACUUCAGCAAGGAGGGAACUUGGAAAGGUUGGGCCGAUUUCUCUGGUCUCUACCAGCCUGCGAUCACUUACACAAAAAUGAAAGCGUCUUAAAAGCAAAGGCAGUGGUGGCUUUCCAUCGAGGGAAUUUCCGGGAACUCUACAAAAUUUUAGAAAGUCACCAGUUCUCCCCCCACAACCACCCCAAACUGCAGCAGCUCUGGCUGAAGGCGCACUAUGUGGAGGCAGAGAAACUGCGAGGCAGACCUUUAGGUGCCGUGGGCAAGUAUCGAGUCCGCCGAAAAUUCCCCCUGCCAAGAACCAUUUGGGAUGGCGAAGAGACGAGUUAUUGUUUCAAAGAGAAAUCCCGGGGUGUGCUAAGGGAGUGGUAUGCCCACAACCCGUACCCCUCACCCAGGGAGAAGAGGGAACUGGCAGAGGCCACAGGGCUCACAACAACCCAAGUAAGCAACUGGUUUAAAAACAGAAGGCAACGAGACAGGGCAGCAGAAGCCAAGGAGAGGGAGAACAGCGAAAACAACAACACUUCAACAAAUAAACAAAACCAGCUCUCUCCUCUGGAUGGAGGUAAAUCACUCAUCUCUAGCUCAGAAGAAGAAUUCUCACCCCCACAAAGCCCAGACCAGAACUCAGUGCUGUUAUUGCAAGGCAACUUGAACCACACAACGAACUCGGGCUACUCACUUGCCGGUCUUCCUCCUACGCAGAGUAAUCACAAUCUUCAGGGCCAUCAGCAUCAGCUUCAGGACUCUUUACUUGGGCCUCUCACCUCCAGCCUGGUGGAUUUGGGAUCCUGAAGUCCUCCUUCCACAAAGUAACUAUGGAAAGUGACUUGAACAUACAUGGACCACAACUUUGUACAUAUAAUAAGGACUGGACACUUUACAUGACGGUACUUAACACUGUGCGUGGUAUUCUUUGAUAUUUGAAUGCCUUGUUACACUCAGCAGAAGCUUGGCUAAUAUUAUUUUCGCCACAUCAUCGCCGUCUUUGUUUAAUGCUCUUAACUAUAUUGGCAUAUUCCCUGCAAGUAUAGCCAAAUACUGGAAAUAAAAGGGAUAAUAUAUCCACCAAAUGUUCCAUUCAUACAACUUUACAAACAAGAAGUACUACUUAACCAGACUAAAGAAUAUUUCUUUUAAUUUAUGAUUUUUGUCAGACUAAAAAAGUGGAACUGAUGCAAGGAAGACUUUUGCGGAAAAAAAUCUUCUGGCGUAUUUGAAUCCCUGAGAUAAAUAACUUGCAGAACAAUACGUCUUGGAGUUUACACUUUUUUCAUAUUUAGUGUCAAAGAGAUUUUAAAGUAGUUUAUAAUAAAUAAAAUUCGAUAAUAUUAUUGUA